AUAACCCCCUUUUUAAAAGCUUCAUUCUAUAACUCUUUUAAACGAGUAAAAGAGAUUUCACGAACAAAGAACGAGGGCUAUGUGGCUAUAGAUGGACCUAUAUGGUUUUUGGGCCUCUUUUAGCAGAAUCCCCAUUACCUGAAAAUUUUACUUAAGGACAAGCCUAUUUUGACAAAGUAGAAAGUACACAUAUUUGUUUUCAGAUGUAGAGAGUAAAAGUAAAAAGUUGGCAGAAAAAUACGUAAAUACUUAAGUACAGUACUGGUAUGUUAAAAACCUUCUUCAGUAAAGAGCCUAUUUUUAAAAAAAUAUAUAUAUAAAGAACAAAUAUUUGUUUUCAUAUAGUAUUUCAACUUCAUUACUUCCCACCACUGUCCGUGCUGCGUCAAUGAGCACUGAAUAAGACAUGAACACAUUAGUUAUCUGAAUUCCACUUACCAUACUGUACACUUUUAUUUUUCAAACGACGAGUCAUCCCUGCCUGGGGGAGGCGACCAUUUUGAGGAAGGGCAAACACGAAGGAAAAUAAAGCCGAAGAAGAGAAGGCGGAAGCCUGCUAUAGCGCAGUGAUUUCGACCAGAUGACAUCGAACCCAAAUGUCCAUUGGGCGCCACUGCCAAGGACGGAGCUCCUUGUCUACUGGCUGCUGUCCUUUGGCUCCCAUUUGUACUCUUUUUAUGAACUUCACAGGUUCUCAAAAGAGCAUGAAGCGGGAUUGGUUAGACAAUUUCAACUGGAAAGAGGCCUCUUUCAGGGGUUCAAAAGGGAUGCAUCGGACUUUGAGUGGACCUUCUGGACCGAGUGGGCUCGGAAGUCCUUGCUGUGGACUCUGAUCGGACACGCUGUCGUAUCCAGAUUGUGCAGCGUCUUUUACCCACAGUUUCAGGUGGCGGCGCUCACGGUUUACGGCCUCUUGGCAGCCAGCAGCGUUUUGGGACUCAGAGGUGUCGCCGUGCUGCUUCUCCAUGUGGCUUUGUCCUUCUCCGUGGCCCAGCUCAGGAGGCCCGCUCUGUGCUGGACCUGCAACCUUUUGCUUCUCUGCACCCUUCACGUCCCACCGCUUCAGGACAUCCAGAGAGGCUGGUACGAGCGUGACGAGGAGUACUACCUGCUGCUCUUCAGCGUGGCAGUGGGCACUCUUCGGCUCCUCAGCUUCAGCCUGGAGCGUUGUGGGGGCCCCGAAGUCCACACGGGUAGUUUCCUGCAGCUAUGCUGGCUGUUGUCGUACACGUUCUACCAUCCCUUCUUCUAUAACGGCCCUGUCAUCACGUAUAACGACUACGUGGAGCAGAUGCAGACGCCCGCGGAGGACGGCGACCGGCACAAACCGGGCGCUCGCUACCUGUUGCUUCGGUCGGCACGGAUCCUGAUGUGGUGGUGCAUCGCGGAAUAUAUGAUCCAUGCCAUGUACAUGCACGCCAUCCAGUCCAACGAGACCUACCUGGAGAUUCUGCCAACGUGGGCCUUAGGUGGCCUGGCUCUGGCCCUGGUGCAGUUCUUCUUCGUCAAGUAUCUGGUCCUGUUCGGCCUUCCGUCCACGUUGGCCACGUUGGACCGGCUGGUUCCGCCCGGUCUGCCUCGCUGCGUCAGCAUCAUGUACAGCUUCACCGGCAUGUGGCGGCAUUUUGACAAGGGCCUGUAUCGAUGGCUGCUCAGAUACGUCUACGUGCCUCUGGGAGGUUCGCAUCACGGAGUGCUGUACAAAAUGUUAUCCACGGCGCUGGCGUUUGGCUUCGUCUGCCUUUGGCACGGCGGCCACGACUACCUUCAGUGCUGGGCCCUGAUGAAUUGGCUGGGCGUUCUGGUGGAAACCGGCCUCAAGGCUCUCUUUGGCUCAGCGCUCCUUCGCUCCUUUCUUGAGCGGCAUUCCUCUGCGGCAACCAGAAGGCGCUGCGCCGCGCUGCUCUCCGCCUUCUCCACGGCCAUGCUCAUCCUCUCUAAUCUGAUCUUCCUCGGGGGGAUUCACGUCGGCAGGAUCUUCUGGAAGCGCGUCUUCCUUCAAGGCUGGUCCACAGUGGCGCCGCCCAUGCUGGCCUUCCUCUACUGCUUCGCCCAGGUGGGACUGGAGUGGGCCCCGCACCCGCCGUGAGUCACCUUGACUUUGCAACGCAGCAAAGAAAAGACAAAGCGAAGGCGGCACGCCGUCCGCGCCAGAACCGCGCUCGGAAUCUGGCCGGCCGCCACGGAACCUGCUCGGAAUGCUGGCUGAAGUGAAGCGCUACGCAGCGACUCGCAGAGGGGGGCUGCUCUGUGUUCAGUGAAGGCUAGCACCACACACUGGAAAAUGCAUAGUCCACAUUUUAAAUUGGCAAUGCGAACAUUUUUUAAUCCCCGCCUCGUCGCAGUUCAUGUUUUGAGUAGAUUGUAAAAAUAUGGAAGACAUGUUUUUCACACAAAGUUAUACUUAAAACACAGAUAUGAAAUAAAAAGCAUGUCGCUAAAUUAUCUUUUUUUGUUGUUGUUUUGGGUUAGAAAUGGAUCACAUUUGGAGACACUGUAAUUCUUCUGUCACGUCCUAAAAUGAUGCCAAAGUCCUGGCUAAAUAGGAAAGCGGUAAUCGGUGUCAAGGAAGUACGUUUAAGUGAUACAUCGUGAAUGAGAGAUUAAGAUCUUUUUAUGUCAGGGAGGAGCUAAGUUUAGCCUGGGUUGUUAGCGGGAGUUAUGGAGAGUCUUCGCCACGUGUCCAUUUUUUGCUCUACUCGGUGACUAUUAGGAGUUGAACUAACUAGUCAAUGACGUCAACUCUCAUCACGUAAGUGUCGACUAAAAAACAUUUGAAGUCGUUCAACGCCUACUGGCUAUUAAAUUUUUUUUUUUUUUAAUUCACAAAUUCCAAAUGAUAGUGUUUAGGGAUCAUAGUUUGUGGUGUAGUUACAGUUUAAACUAUCAAUAUAGGCAAUUGUAAACAUUUCUGGGUUGCGUCAAUUACGUUUUUUCACCAUUGGCGACAGGGUUCGAUGCCUCGCGCGCCCAAAUAGCCGCCCGGGGUUUACUGAAAAACUAAUCUGACGCACUAAAAGCGCAGAAGGGCUGAUGGUCUUUGGCGACGGCAGCGUCGUCUUAACGAGCGUCGUUAUUGCCCCUCCACAUGUAAUUUGGCUGACGCUAAUAUCAUGAGAUGUAUUGCUGAGGAACUUCAGCCAGGCGGCCGCCGGCCGCUCUUGAAUGGAUGACAUUUAUCCUCUGAAAUGCAUACACUAAUUGCUUUGCAGCAGCAGUUGAGUGAGUCAAAAUGUUCCAUCCCAAAAUCACACUGAAAGUCAGCCAUUUAGCUAUUGUCAUGUUUGUCAAUGUGGAAAUAAUCUACCUCGAUGAUUGCACGCUACGUCUGUCGCACACAAUCUUCAACAGUGGCUGUACGGUCAACUCAUAAUAAAACAGAUUUUUGGAGCAUGUCA
Molecule: messenger RNA, 3398 nt
Organism: Phyllopteryx taeniolatus (common seadragon)
Lineage: Eukaryota; Metazoa; Chordata; Actinopteri; Syngnathiformes; Syngnathidae
Gene: hhat
Product: hedgehog acyltransferase
Exons: 12
Coding region: 581-2089 (502 amino acids)
Biological process (GO): protein palmitoylation
Cellular component (GO): endoplasmic reticulum
Molecular function (GO): palmitoyltransferase activity
Source: RefSeq, a predicted model, not a curated record